AGAGAUGGCGUAAGAGAAGUUUAAUGAAAUAUAAUUUACUGCUCAUGUUUUCCUAAAAACAUGCUUUUUUUCUUGUUCUGUGCAGUGUUGGAGCACUGUAUCACAUAUCGCUUGAAGGAAGAUAAGAUUGUGAAUGAGUGGAUUGCUUUCAGCAUGAAACGAAGUGGAAUUGCACUGAAUGCAGGAAAUGUGGACAUCUUUGAACAUGAGGUCCUUAGUAAAACCGCCAACAAGACUCGGCCAGCAGCAGUCAAACGGAACAUCCGGACACCAAUGCACGACCUGAACACCCUUGAAGAGCUUGUCCAAGCAGAGACGGAGGAAGAGAACUUGCUUGAUUCAUACUGCACACCUGCUAAGGCAGGAUCACAGAAGCGGGUGCUGACCACUCCAGAGCAGCCACAGUCAAAGAAGGUGUCCGUGACCCGCAGUCCACAUCUCCUCUUCUCUCCAGCUUCCUUCUCUCCAAGUCCGAACCCAUCUCCAAAGUACAGUUCCAGAGCUAACCGCGGUGAAGUUGUUGUCUCCUUUGGCACGGCGCAGGGGGCCACAUGGCGAGGCAUGGGGGCCAGGACUGCCAGUGUUCAGCUGCUACUCGCGCCUGAAGACUCAAUCAUCAAACGGUUCAAGUACAUGUUCCAGAAGUUGCGUGACAUCCGUGAUGUUCUCAAUGACGGGAUUGAAGACCUGAGUCAGGUUUUGACAGAUCAUUACAAUAUCGAGGACAUCCAAUCAGUGGCUAUGCCAGCACAGGAACCGGUAACAUUCCUGGGACAAAUUGCGUGCGACAGCAAUGGCAAGCUCAAUGCAAAGUCAGUGAUUUUGCAAGGAGACCUGAAACAUUCGACAGGAAUGCAAGUGCCAGUGGACCUGUCAGAACUGAAGGAGUUUUCCCUCUUUCCUGGACAGGUAGUGGCUGUGGAGGGAACAAACAGCACUGGUCGAUGUAUGGUGGCUUCCCGGCUCUAUGAGGGAGUGCCACUGCCUUUCUACAAACCAGAGGACACUCGUGAAGGUUUGGAGCAGCAGAUGGUUCUUGUGGCCUGUGGACCCUACACCACCACAGACAGCAUCACCUACCACCCUAUGCUGGAUCUGAUAGAUGUCAUCAACAGGGACCAACCAGAUGUCUGCAUACUACUGGGGCCGUUUGUGGAUGUUAAACAUCAGCAGAUUGAGAACUGCCAGCUGACAGUGACCUACCAAGAGGUUUUUAAACAGUGCAUGAAGGGAAUCGUGGAAGGAACGAGGGGCUCAGGGUCACAUCUUGUGGUCGUACCAUCACUGAGGGAUGUUCACCACGAUUUUGUAUAUCCUCAGGCGCCGUUCUACUGCUUUGAGCCGUCUAAAGAAGACAAGGAGCGUGUCCAUUUCGUUUCUGAUCCGUGCACAUUGAACAUCAACGACGUGGUCUUUGGUAUGACUUCAACUGAUGUUCUCUUUCAUAUGGGAGCAGAGGAGAUUAACAGUCCCCCAGGCGGAUCAGACCGAUUUACAAGAAUCCUCAAGCAUAUUCUGACCCAGAGAAGUUACUAUCCUCUGUACCCACCCGCAGAGGAGAUGAACAUAGAUUACGAGUGUCUGCAGUUGUAUGCGCAGCUCCCUGUUACUCCUGAUGUUUUAAUUGUGCCCUCUGAGCUGCGAUAUUUUAUUAAGGAUGUUCUGGGCUGCAUCUGCAUCAAUCCUGGGAGGUUAACCAAGGGCCAGGUUGGUGGGACCUACGGGCGCCUGUUUGUACAGAAACAGAGUAGUGAACAGGCAGAUCGUCAGACUCCCUGUGUGGCUGCACAAGUGGUGAAAAUUUGAUCCUCUCGAGGCAGAUCGACUUUCUCCCAUGGUCCCAAAUAUUGGAGAAUCCCUGGGCCGAAGCAGGAAUGUCAGGCAGGCCUCGCUGAGAGCCACCUCACUCUGCUGGACAUGCUAUUGGCAUUCUUCUCUGGACCCUUCAGCAAAACUCAGUUCAUUUGAGGUCAAACUCGGCAUUUCAUUUGCCUGACACAAAGGACUUGUUGAAACAGGAUGACAUUCGCUCCAUAGUUUACUUCUUUUUUCUCUCUCCCUCUCUCUCUCUCUCUCUCUCUCUCUCUCUCUCUCUUCACCACCCCCCGAUGCAUUGGAGCACUGAGAUGUAAUGUAAAACUCAAUUUUUGAUGAGGUUUCAUGUAAAUAAAUGAUUUGAUUGUUCUGUUGUA
Molecule: messenger RNA, 2192 nt
Organism: Rhincodon typus (whale shark)
Lineage: Eukaryota; Metazoa; Chordata; Chondrichthyes; Orectolobiformes; Rhincodontidae
Gene: pola2
Product: polymerase (DNA directed), alpha 2
Exons: 17
Coding region: 61-1806 (581 amino acids)
Biological process (GO): DNA replication; DNA replication initiation
Cellular component (GO): alpha DNA polymerase:primase complex
Molecular function (GO): DNA binding
Source: RefSeq, a predicted model, not a curated record